Messenger RNA from Melampsora larici-populina 98AG31, 519 nucleotides. RefSeq lists its product as uncharacterized. The transcript has 4 exons. Bases 1 to 519 code for a protein of 172 amino acids. The record is from RefSeq and is a predicted model, not a curated record. NCBI's taxonomy places the organism in Eukaryota, Fungi, Basidiomycota, Pucciniomycetes, Pucciniales, Melampsoraceae.
AUGCAUCAUGAUUGGUCCCCUGCCGGGAGACACUUUAGGACGGUCCCUGAUCCACACCUCGCAUCUAACACGGUUGUGGAGGGGUUUUUUCAUUUGCAUACACCAGCUGUAUCAAACAUUGCCCCUUCACAACAAUGGAGCGCAGAACAGCUUGCCCAAAUUGCUCAUGAGCAACAUUUGGACUUUGUAUUGGUCCUUGGUGACUUUAUUUAUGCUGACUCACCUCCCUACGCUGGAAAUUGUGUACAAAUCUUUGGAGAAAGUACCAAAAAUCUUACACAAGCGCAAGAUGGGAAAAGGACUAUUCGUAUCUAUGAUGAUUGUGAAAUCUACAACGGCUGGGCAGGUCAAGACACCAACACGGACCCAACCUUCCAACCAGCAAACAAAGCAUACAAGCAUUAUCUCGGCAAUGCCAAUUAUGAUGGGCCUGGAAAGGGCAAGAACUAUUGCUGGUUUUGGUAUGGUGAUUUUUUGUAUGGGACUGUUGUUGUUAUCGACAUCCAAACCAAAGUUUGA